Messenger RNA from Carlito syrichta (Philippine tarsier), 3122 nucleotides. It is a transcript of the gene RASGEF1B, whose product is annotated as RasGEF domain family member 1B. NCBI's taxonomy places the organism in Eukaryota, Metazoa, Chordata, Mammalia, Primates, Tarsiidae. The record is from RefSeq and is a predicted model, not a curated record. Gene Ontology annotation, cellular component: plasma membrane. Gene Ontology annotation, biological process: positive regulation of GTPase activity; Ras protein signal transduction. Gene Ontology annotation, molecular function: guanyl-nucleotide exchange factor activity. The transcript has 17 exons. Bases 347 to 1768 code for a protein of 473 amino acids.
AGACCACUAUUUUCAACACAUUGGCCAGUGAGAAGUCCUUAUCUGACUGCAAAAAGGAACAGCAAUGGAGGCCUUCUGUGUACAGCAGCAUCACUCCAGUGUGCUUUCCAAGCCCUCUGAUUGAGAAGCCAGUCGGCAAAGGUGGAAAAGACAUCCUCUUUGCUGUGUGGUUUUGAGAUUAAGAAUUUGAAUGAAAUAGUGCCUCAUCCAUGUCACUUAUCAGCGCUGGCCUGUCUUCACGCUUACAUGCGCUUCUUCAUGUGGUUACAAGCUGCUCAGCCUCUUUGAAAAAAGCGAUAAUUACAACCAAGACAAACUUUGGAUAUUUCCUCCUCCUUAGGAAAGCAUGCCUCAGACGCCUCCCUUCUCAGCCAUGUUUGACAGCAGCGGUUAUAACCGAAACCUCUAUCAGUCAGCCGAGGACAGCUGUGGCGGGUUGUAUUACCAUGACAACAACCUCCUCUCUGGGUCUCUGGAAGCGCUCAUCCAGCACUUGGUUCCUAAUAUGGAUUACUAUCCGGAUAGAACUUACAUAUUCACCUUCCUGCUCAGUUCUCGGUUAUUCAUGCAUCCCUACGAGCUAAUGGCCAAAGUUUGCCACUUGUGUGUUGAGCAUCAGAGACUCAAUGAUCCUGAUAGUGAUAAGAACCAGAUAAGAAAAAUUGCACCCAAAAUCCUUCAACUUCUUACGGAAUGGACGGAAACAUUUCCUUAUGAUUUUCGGGAUGAAAGAAUGAUGAGAAACUUAAAAGAUCUGGCUCACCGAAUAGCCAGCGGCGAGGAGCAGACGUACCGGAAGAAUGUACAGCAGAUGAUGCAGUGUCUGAUCCGGAAGCUUGCUGCACUCAGCCAGUAUGAGGAAGUCCUGGCAAAGAUCAGCUCCACAACUACAGACCGGCUCACGGUCCUCAAGACCAAACCACAGUCCAUACAGAGGGACAUCAUCACUGUCUGCAAUGACCCCUACACUUUGGCCCAGCAGCUGACUCAUAUAGAACUGGAGAGGCUCAAUUAUAUCGGGCCAGAAGAGUUUGUUCAGGCCUUUGUGCAGAAGGACCCCUUGGACAAUGACAAGAGUUGCUACAGUGAACAGAAGAAAACACGAAACUUAGAAGCUUACGUGGAAUGGUUUAAUCGCCUCAGCUACUUGGUUGCCACGGAAAUCUGCAUGCCUGUAAAGAAGAAACACCGAGCACGAAUGAUUGAGUAUUUCAUUGAUGUGGCUCGGGAGUGUUUUAACAUUGGCAACUUUAAUUCCUUGAUGGCAAUAAUCUCUGGCAUGAAUAUGAGCCCAGUCUCUCGGCUAAAAAAAACCUGGGCCAAGGUGAAGACUGCAAAAUUUGACAUUCUUGAGCAUCAGAUGGACCCUUCAAGCAAUUUCUACAAUUAUAGAACAGCUCUUCGUGGGGCAGCACAAAGAUCUUUGACUGCUCAUAGUAGCAGAGAAAAGAUUGUGAUACCAUUCUUCAGCCUCUUAAUCAAAGACAUUUAUUUCCUCAAUGAGGGUUGUGCCAACCGCCUUCCCAAUGGCCAUGUCAAUUUUGAGAAAUUUUGGGAACUGGCCAAACAAGUGAGUGAGUUUAUGACAUGGAAGCAAGUGGAGUGUCCCUUUGAGAGAGACCGGAAGAUCUUGCAGUAUCUGCUCACAGUUCCCGUCUUCAGUGAAGAUGCACUCUACCUGGCUUCUUAUGAAAGCGAAGGACCUGAAAACCACAUUGAGAAGGACAGAUGGAAGUCUUUAAGGUCAAGCCUCUUAGGCAGAGUCUAACAUGUGGGAGUGAUUGUCUCUGCUGCCACCGCUGCUGCAUCCUGCAGCCCGGCGAGGGACUGGCCUCUGUGUUCCAGCAUCCACUACCACGAAAACCCAUGAAGACCCUGCCGUCAUUGGAGUGCUCCGGUCAGCAAAGCACGCAAGAUCGCCUGGGAGCAGAUGGGGGACUUACUUUCUGCAGUUGAUAGAUGGACUCAGAUUCUGAGAGACUGAAAUGUUCACUAAAGACACUGGAGAGAGAAUUGCAAAAAACCCCAGCUCUGCUCAUGAUUCAUCUCCUGGAAUUUCCAUGGGAAUACCGGCUCUGCACCUGGACAGAGUCUUCUUUUGUGUAUGUGUUCUCUUAUUUGGUUGGACAUUUGCUGCUAACAGGACUUGCCCAGCAGAGUGCUGGCUCUGAGGAAGCCCAGUUUCUUUGUUAACUUAAAUGCAAAAGGGAGAGGAAGAGGGGUCUAAAAUCCCUCCAUCCAGGGUCCCCAACCUCAGCUCAGUGUUGCCAGCGGGCUCGGCCGGCCGGCUGCUGGCCGUGGGCGCUGCUCGCUCUUGUGUGUGCCGGGCUGUAAGCACCUCACCUCCCUCCUCCGACGAGGUUUUGAGUUGGCUGCUGGUUAGCAAACUCCUUUUUACCCACAUAAGUUAUUUAAUAUAAUGAUGAAGCGCAACACUGUGGUAGGAAAAUAGCCACUAGGGAGAAAAAAAGCAGAGUGUGUCUUUGGACUGCUUCCCAUGCUAGAAGGCCUUUUUAUUUUUAUUUUUUUCUUUCUGAGCUGUUUACAGCUAACCACUUUGUUCUACAGAUGUAUUUUUCAGUUUUUUGUUACUUAGUUUUUCAUGACACCUGGUUUUUUUCCUCUUGUAAAUGUAAGUGAUCUGACUUUAAGGAUCUUGAGAAAACUCAUGGCAUAAUUACAAUUUAAUUUUUUUAACUGUUAUUUUUUCAUUACUUUUUGGAGUCUGUUGGUGACUAAACGUGUCAACAAAGAAUAAAUUAGAAGAGUUACCAGCCACCCCCCACUGUAGCAGUAAACAAAACAGAUGAAAAACACCUUGCUGUUAACUCAGUGGUCGAUCUAAUUGUGAAAUAGUUCUCCUUGUUAAAUAUCUAAGUAAGCCUGUCUUCGCUCUGCAAACAGCCUUGUAUUUAUUUACGCUAGGAGACACUGUAGCGUAGUCAUCUGUGCUAAUUUAAAAAAGCAAAACACCAUGUUCUAAACACAUGUAUUUGAAAACUUAAUAACAUGGUUCCAAAAAACAGAGCUUGUGUGUAAACUGCACGUCAUCUCAGCAGACCCCAAAUGCCCCCCAUUUUCCCUUUACAGCCAUCAAUAUAUUUGACACUCUGUGGCCAGGA